Molecule: messenger RNA, 2728 nt
Organism: Ictidomys tridecemlineatus (thirteen-lined ground squirrel)
Lineage: Eukaryota; Metazoa; Chordata; Mammalia; Rodentia; Sciuridae
Gene: Cxcl10
Product: C-X-C motif chemokine ligand 10
Biological process (GO): immune response; chemotaxis; defense response
Cellular component (GO): extracellular region
Molecular function (GO): chemokine activity
Source: RefSeq, a predicted model, not a curated record
ACCAUCAGGUACUACUGAAUGCUAAGAAACCCGAAUUUUAUCUCUAUUUUUAUCCAGCUGAAACUGUGCUAAUUUCAGUUAUCAUUGUUAUCAGCUCAAUGGCUGACAUGUUUUUUUCCGUUUUCUUUGAAGUUGUCUCCUGGAGCUGAAUCCUGUAUUAAAUUGAUUUAUUUCCCUCCUGUCUCAAGCUGUUUUCCCAAGGUCUGUUUCUAAUCAUACUCCAUUUUCAAUUUAUUUCCUCAUAGCUAUAAUAACACUAUUAUAGCUAUGAAUCCUUUCCUCACACCAUUCUAGAUACCAUCUUAUGAUAUUUUCAUUCAGGGACUGACUCUGAAAAAAUGAAACUUGUUUUAACACACCAGAAAUCAGAUAUCCAAAUGACUAGAGUUUCUCUCAAAAUAUUUACAUUGGAGGUUAUUCAUUUAUUCUGAUGAUAUUAUAAAUGGCCAAAGUAUUUAUGGAAUUCUUUGAAAUUUACCAAUUCCAUAUCUUUUACCUUGUCCAAGACCAACUUUUUAGUACUUGAUCAAAGGGCACAGCUCAGCUAAAUCACCUGUCAUCAGAUACAACUUGCUAUUACCCAAAAUUAACUCACCUACAAAAGAUGAAAAACUGCUAUUAAUGAGAAGUAAGAGACUAUUAAAAUAUACUUCACAAAAAUUUAAAAUAAAUACUGGAAAAAUGUACCAGUUACAAUACAAUAAAUGGACAGCAACCAGUUUGUAACCUAAUACAAACAUCAAACCUCUCAAGAGUCUUCUUCCAUUUGUGAAAUGAAAAUAACUUUACUACCUUCUUUACAGGGUAACUAUAAGAGAAAAUGGCAACGUAUAAUGCUUCUGAAACCUGUAACAGUAAAUAACGGAAAAUAUUCCCAUUCAUGCCUAUGGAGUCAAAUUAAGAUGGACACAGUGUUGGAGAAUGCAGACAAUCCUCUCUCCCUCUUUCCCUAACUCCCUCCUCCCUCCCUUCCUCCUCAUGGAAUCUCUGCCCUGCUCAGUCUCUAAAGGAACUGUGGUUUCCUGCCCUCAGCAUUAAUGGUUUCUUUUACUACUGCCCGGAGGAUUUCCUGACUUAGAUGCCUCUGUCAACGUAACAUAUAGGAAAAAUAUUAAAAAAGAAUGAUGCAAAACACAUUAAGGCCUACUUACUUAAAAAUUGUACUUAGGACUUUGACUUAAAGAUUAAUUUGAUAUUUUACAGGAGGCAAAUGUGAGAAUUAAAUGUCCAUUAAAAAAAACUAUUUCUGUAUGCAAUAAAGAUCUGAUUUUCAAGAAACAGUUAUAUUUUGGAAAGUGAAACCUAACUCACUGAAAAGAAAGGACAGGGGGAAAUUCCAUAACUCAGAGGCUAUAAUAAAUACAAAUAAUUCCUUUGAUUUUGCAACAGGGGACUUCCCCAAAGACUAGCCAGCAGAUUUUGCUGAGUCAAUUGUUAUCCAAUCAGAGUUAGGGAGGAAAAAUGCCUUUGCAUAUAAAUACUGCACACCAGCUCCACAUUUUAAGAGACACUCCUCAACUGCUUAAACUUUCUGAGCCUACUACAGAGGAACCUCUGGUCUCUGCACCAUGAACCAAAGUGCUGUUUUUAUUUUCUGCCUCAUCUUUCUUACUCUCAGUGGAACUCAAGGAAUGCCGCUCUCAAGAACAACACGCUGCAAGUGCAUCCAGAUUAGUAAUCGACCUGUUAAUCCAAAAUCAUUAGAAAAACUUGAACUUAUUCCUGCAAGUGAAUCUUGUCCACGUGUUGAGAUCAUUGCCACAAUGAAAAAGAGCGGGGAGAAGAGAUGUCUGAAUCCAGAAUCUAAAGCCAUCAAGAAUUUACUGAAAGCACUUAGGAUAGAAAGGUCUAAAAGAUCAUCUUGAAAUCAGAGAUAAGCAAAAUCACUGCAGUGCUGAGAAAGAUGGACCACAAAGAAGAUAUUUCUAUUACUUCCUCACAGAGAGUAUAUGUUGAAUUCUAACUGUUCCUAGUUUGUAGUUCUCCUGAAAAGUGAACCAACGACAGUCAUCAAAUUAGCUGCUAUACCUCCUGUGGUUUAUUAUCCUGAGCUGUAAUUUCUCUAGUAGUAAGAAUUACUAGCUAUAUUGCUAAUAGCUAGUAAUAGCUCUAAUAACUAAUAAUGACUCUGUCCUGGCACUACACUAUAAGCUAUGUUGAGGUGCUACCUUCCUAGCAAAUGUGCCAAGUCCUAGCCUGCUACUGACACUUUCCUCACCUAUCCUAUCUGCUAAGGGUUAUUAAGGGAUCCUUUUUACUUCUGGAUUUAUCAAAAUAUUAAAUAACUAAAGGUAUGCAACCAAAGGUAUAAAAUCUGCUUAUUAAUGAAUAAUCUUUACUUCGUGGGUUUUUAUUGCCAUCCCCCCCAGGAAUUCAUAUUUUUUCAGUGGUUACAUACACAUAAUUCCAAAUACCUACAGGAAGUUGGAUAUGUCUGGAAAUUAUGUGUAAAUAUUGUUAUUUAAUGAAAGACUGUAAAAGGAGUUCUUAGAGAUAUAUUUUUAUAUUGUUUUCAAUGUAUAUGAAAUAAUAUAAUUUGUAUAAUAAAAUAUUACAGACCAAUGAGUUAGUAGGGAAAUUUUAAAAUCUAGGUAUAUGCUUUGCAUGUUAUAUAAGACAAAUGUAUUGAAUGGUUUUCAAAACAAAAAUGAUGUGCUGUCCUGGAAAUAUUAAAAAAGACUGCAUAACUGUUGUAAGACCAUAAAGGUAAUAAAGUAAUUAUCACUAA